GGGUUGCCAUGGCAACGAGCUCGCUGCGCGGAGGGUUUCCGAGCCUAGAGACCGCGCCUGCGAGGAAAGGCGGGGAGCCCCGCCCGGCCCCAGGCAUGGCCCAGGAGACGGAAAACCACGACCCCAUCGGAUCCAUCUUAAUCCAGGUCCAUGAAGAUCUUCAUCAAUUAAAGGAGAAAUUAACCCAAUUUUCACCUGAGGAAAGAGGCGAGACUCUAGACAUUCAGAAUCUUGAAACGGCAAUCAAAAGGACUGAAAUGGGGUUAAAGAUUCACAUUGAGAAGUAUUUAAAUGUUGUACACCACCACGUGUUAACGACUCCAAUUGAUGGUAACUUAGAUUCUUCUAAAGCUUCCAAAUGGUUGCUUCCAGCUGUAAUUGAUCAGAAAUCAUUUAUUUUCCCUCUGGAAUCAGGGGGUAAACUUUGGCAACCCCAACAACUGCACGGUUCAUUUCCACGUGCCUUUCCAAAAGUGAAGGUGAAGGCUCCGAAGUUAAUAAAAGGGUCCACCGUAUCCAACCUCACGGUUCUGCCAGCUUCUCACCGCUCAGAUCCCUACUUCACCCCCAUGCCAGUCUUACAAGAGGAUGCCAAUAAAGGGAUUCUAAGCAUGCUAGAACGAGGACUGAUUCCACCAACAGCAAGAAUUACCUUUCAGAAUCCACCCAUCAUACCCAGAGCGGCCCCUCUGCAUAGCUUUGAUGAAGCACGUAAGAUUUCUUUGACUACCGAAGCAGAAAUAUUUAAAGACUUUCCCGAGGUCCCGAAUGGGCACGUCUCUGAAUUGACUCCUCAACGGGGAGAGGCAGAAAAGUCAAGAGGAUAUCAUGAUAGGAAGACCUUGAAAACGACAACACCGUCUAAGUCUCCGCAUUUGCCGUGGGAACAUGACUUUUUUAUUUAUAAUGGAGUUGUAGACAAGACAGCCCCUGACUUCGUAGCAUUCAAGGAACAUUUCAGUUUGUCUUGGGGAAGUAUUUUCUCUCUAUUGGAACACAUCCAGAGGUUUCUCAGGGACUACGCGAUACCAGAAGUCAAAAUAAAAGGGAACAGUUUGGCAGCGCUCCUACCAGAGUUUGAGCUCAAGAAUAAACUUAGCAGGCAUGACCUCCUCUCGGUGUUAGAGAACCCGGUUCACAUCCAGAUGAUGUUAAACCUGCCGGGGCAAAGGUACAAAGGCCAAGAUGGAAAGACAGAGGCUGCCAGGAAGAUCCAAGCCACGUGGAAAUGCUACCGAGUCAGAAAACACUUCCUCCUUUACCGGCGGCAGAAGUGGGCUUCAGGAGUGAUCGCCAUCGCCUGGCUCUUACACUGCCACAAGGUCCGACUGAGGAAGCUCCUGAAGGAGUCACGUGAAAGACACCUGGAGAAUUUCCGCAUUCGAGCCAAGCAUCUGGCAGCCAACUGGAAUCGCAUCAGGACCUCCAGGAGGACUAUUAUCCAUAUCCCAUCAUUAGGAUAUUCCCAGCCUGUGCGACAAAAUAUUGCCGACUUCAACACGCAGCAGAACAUGCAGCUGGGGAGGCUGUGUGACAUCUUAGAUGCCAAUGUGAGCGUCAUCUACAUCUGCGCCAAUCAAAUGAAUGAUGAGUUACUGCUGUAUUACAAUAAAAUCCUGAGUCUACAGGCAGCUGUCAGAUCAGGGGACCUGGAGGACAGAAGUGACCUGCAGGACAGGUUCAAAAUUAUCACCCCUGAAGCUAUAAACAUCUUCACUAAGCAGCAUAUGUGCCUGGCCACUCACCUGAUGUACAGUCCCAAGGCGAUCAAAAGAAUAAAAAAUCUCAUCCGAGGGAAGGAAGCCUACAUUGUCGGCGGGCUCCUGCAUAGAGAUGAUCUGGCCGUGGCGGAUAUGUUAAACACACCCAUCCUGGGCCCGGAGCCUGAGCUGGCUCACCUCUACAGUACCAAGUCCGGAAGUAAACGGGUCUUUGACAGCGCCGCUGUGCCCGUCCCUCCUGGAGCGUGUAACAUCUAUGGUCACCAGCAGAUGAUGGAACAGGGGAGUCAGCUGAUCGUCGAUCACCUGGAAAUCCAACGCUGGCUCUUUAAAAUGGACUUCGAGUUUGGAGGAAAUGGGACUGCAUUUUGUGACAUUCCUUCCCACCUAAAGUGCUACAAGUGGGUCCUAAAGGAGAGUCACAGAUACGGCCGCGAAGACUGGAGCAAGAAAUGGGCACAAGAGCCAGCUUUGGUGAAGAUCUCCGAGGAGCUGGCGGGCAUUUUAGCACAGCACGCACAGCCAGUCAACAAGAAACGGUUCCCCACGUGGAGCAAAUUCCUCCAAACAUUUCUCAGUCAAGGAGGCGUGAUCGAAGCAUACCCACCUGCAGAGAGUGUCACCAACCUGAUGGUGGACAUGCUGAUAGAGCCCAACGGAGAAAUCAGGGUGCUGUCAACGGGGGACCAGUUUCAUGCCGAAGGCCCCUUCAUCUCCUCUGGGACCACCAUGCCUCAGACCUCAGUGGAUCCCCAAGUUCUCAGUUCUUUGUGCCUCCAAAUUGGAAAUGCUUGUAAAAUGAAAAAUGUGGUUGGUUACUUUUCCAUAGACCUGGUGACUUUUAUUGAUCCAAGCACCAUGGAGCAGCAGGUGUGGGCAACGGGCCUCAACCUCUCAUACAGUGACCAGCUGGCCCUGACGCAGCUCGCCUUGUACCUGACCAACGGCCACCUGGAUUGCAGCUUGAGCACCCUGCAGGUGCCCUGCUUUGUUCCCAAGAGAGAGAGGAGAGUGAGCCACCUGAACGCCCAGGCAAUGCCGUCGCUGGCAACCAGUCGCUAUGCAGUGAUGACCACCCAGCUGAAGCACAGCAAUCUCUCGCUGGUUUUCCACUAUGUUUUUCUCCAGAUGUGUAAGGCCCAUGGCAUCGGCUACAACAUCGAGGACAGACAAGGAACUGUCUUUAUAUUUUAUGAACACCUGAAGAGAGACAAGUUGGGAAUGCUAACAAUCGGUGAAGAUCUCCAGGGGGUCCUCAUGACCUUUGCUCGCAAUCUCUUCAUCAUCCAUCAAGAAAUAUCAGCACCUAAUAUGCAAGGCGAGACCAAUUUUAAGACCACCAUUGAUGACAUUGAAGACAUUCUAGGAGUAACAGAGGAAAACAAAAUUAGAUUUGAAGAAAAGCUAGAGUCCAAAGAUGAUAAAAAAAAAAAUCUCUCUAAACCUGACAAAUGAAUGAUCCUGGAAUACAUUACUGAUUUUUCAUUCCAACCUGGAGCCAAAAAAAGGCAACAUUUAUUUUGCUAUUAGGAAUAAAAGGUGGGGGAAGUCAGUUUGCUUUGUUUGCUAGGAGGUGUAUUAGAACAGAUUAUAAUGUAAUUCUUUUUAGAAAAAAUUUUAUUAAGUGAUGUUAUUUUACUUAUUAGACCAAAACCUAUUUGCGUUUUCAUUUGAAAGUAUUAAACAAUCUCUUCCUCUUCUCAAACUCAGGAAGAAAUAAUUUGUCAAAAAAGUUACAAGGGUUACUAUUAUCACUUCUGCCUCUACUGCUUUGUAAAUUUCAGGAUUACGGAGCUUUUUUUUUUAAUGUUUUAUAAAGUUGUUUCCCUCCUAUUUCCAAUAGUAAUUUGUCUUCUGCAUUUAAAAAAUUGAAUAAAGGCUUAAUCAUCGCUAUUUGGCAAAACACAAUGUCUUUUUUUCCAAGAAAACUACAUUUAUAUGGAUUUUUAAG
This is a messenger RNA of Vicugna pacos (alpaca), 3672 nucleotides long. The record is from RefSeq and is a predicted model, not a curated record. Lineage: Eukaryota; Metazoa; Chordata; Mammalia; Artiodactyla; Camelidae.